This is a messenger RNA of Durio zibethinus, 2096 nucleotides long. Lineage: Eukaryota; Viridiplantae; Streptophyta; Magnoliopsida; Malvales; Malvaceae. The record is from RefSeq and is a predicted model, not a curated record.
GACUGAGAGUCAAAUCGGCACGGCUCUGAGGCAGUGAGACAACAUUUAUUUAAGUUUAAUUAUCCAAAUGCAUAUGUAGGCACAUACGUCACAAGCACCGCAAAAACGACAAAUCAUGUCAGCAAAUCAAUCGCCGACAUCAAAUUAAUUAAUUGCUAUAUUAAUCAAGAUUACUCAAAUCAGUAAGCAUUAGUUGCUAUAUAUUUAAUCAAUAUUACUCAUUCGGUCAUUCCUCCAAAUCAUUCACUUUGCCGAGAAAUUCACAGAGCAAUGACAACUGAAAGCUAUGAACCUCACUUUCUUUUCAUACCCUUGAUGACUCCAGGCCAUAUUAUCCCCCUGAUGGAUAUUGCUAGAUUACUGGGAGAGCGGAAAGUGGCUGUCACCAUGGUUAUAACCCCGCUAAACGCUACUCGAUUUGGUUCCAUCAUCGACCGCGCCGCUAAAUCAGGAUUACCGAUCAAUUUCCUACAACUCCAAUUUCCCUCGACUGAGGUUGGCCUGCCCAAAGGCUGUGAAAGCAUUGACAAGCUACCUUCACUUGACUUGAUAGGCAAAUUCUUGACAGCACAAAGCAUGUUGCAGGAACCCCUUGAGCAAUCAUUGCAAGAGAUGAAACCACUUCCAAGUUGCAUAGUGACAGACAAAAAUAUCCCUUGGAUAGCUGUUACUGCCUCAAAGUUCCAGAUACCGAGGAUAUUAUUUGAUGGGACGAGCUGCUUCACUCAUAUAUGCUCUCACAUUUUGCACAAAUCUAAGGUCUACGAGCAUUUGUCGUACUCAGAACCUUUUGUGAUACCAGGAUUACCUGAUCGAAUUGAAUUCACAAAAGCACAGCUGCCUGCAUCUUUCAAUCCAGGUUCCAAUAAAGAUUUGAAAACUUUCCGCCAAACAGUGAAAGCUUCUGAGGCAGGAGCAUUUGGAGUGUUACUUAAUAGUUUCGAGGAAUUGGAAACAGAAUACGUAAAGGCAUAUCGAGAGGCCACUGGAUUUAAAGUUUGGUGCAUUGGUCCUGUAUCAUUAUGCAACAAAGAGAGCUUAGAUAAGGCUGAACGGGGUAGGAUACCCUCAACAGAUGAAAACCAAUGCAUGGAAUGGCUUGAUUCCCAGGCACCAGGCUCUGUAAUCUAUGUUUGCUUUGGAAGCCUCAGCCGCAUACCAUCUUUACAGUUAAUUGAGAUCGGCAAAGCCUUGGAAGCGUCAAACAGACCAUUCAUUUGGGUUUUAAGAGAAGGAUAUAAAAAAGAAGAAAUGGAUAAAUGGUUAGACGAAGAGGGAUACGAGGAAAGGAUUAAAGGACGAGGCGUUUUAAUCCGGGGGUGGGCACCACAAGUAUUAAUUCUAUCUCACCAGUCAAUCGGAGGAUUCUUAACACACUGUGGCUGGAAUUCAACGCUUGAAGGAAUCUGUGCUGGUAUUCCAAUGAUUACAUGGCCAUUGUUUGCCGAGCAGUUUUAUAAUGAAAAACUCAUUGUACAAGUACUAGAUAUAGGAGUUGGGGUAGGGACUCAGCAAGUUGCUAUGCAGUUUGGGGAAAAAGACAACGCGUUUGGGGCGUUGGUGAAGGCUGAAGACAUUGAGAAGGCUAUAAACAAGUUAAUGGGUGGAGGAGAGGAAGCAGAAGAAAGAAGAAAAAGGGCAAAAAGGCUUGCAGCUCAAGCAGAGAAAGCAGUAGAACAUGGUGGAUCUUCUUACCUCAACAUUACAUUUUUCAUUGAAGAUGUUGUACAACAGGCAAAACACAAUCGAACAAAGUUCUAAAGGUGCAGUCUAUGUCACGCUUGAUGUCAGAAUAAUCUUUGUCCCUUCAUAGUUGGAACAACAGUCAUCAUCGAAAAUCUGGGUGUUUGGUUAACAUUUCUUGCUAGGAAAAUAAUUCAUGAUGUGACAUUUAUAACUUUGCAAUUGGUGAAAUUUGUUGUAUCCUCAAAAAAAAAAAAAAAAAAAAAAGUUCUGAUCACCUGUUAUUGCACGGAAUCGUUUGAAAAAUUUUCUGCCCAAUUUGGCUGGAAAUUGAAUCGUGGAGUCUACAUGUCAAGAGUUAAUCAAGGAAAACUAAUCCAUCUUUUCCAAUCAUAACGUAAUUUACAAGGAAU